AGUCUGGAAAAUGAGGGGAGGAGCAUGAGCGGCCCUCUGAAAGGUCUGCGUGUGGUGAGCGUCUAGGUGAUAAGCGUAUGGUGUUGACACCGGCGGAGUUUUUUCGCCGGCUGGUUUCUGUCAGCAAAGAAUGUCCGCAGGAUGACCCAACACCUCUUGCGUUUCAUUGCUACAAACACUGGCUGAUUGCAGGUGGGAGGGUGCGCAAGAAAAGACAUGGGAACUACCGAUUUCGAUUGGAUCCGAUCAAGUGAUCAAGUAAUACGGGAAACGCAAGGACUGCACAGAGGCGUGCAACAAGCGUUCUAAAACCACCUGUGCUAUCUCCGCGUCUAGGCCACUAUUUAAAUCAGCGGCACAAUCUCGACCUCACCGAUCUGUUCUCGGAGGCUCCUUCUCCGCAAGCUGGCCUGGAUCUCGAAGAUCAACCUCAUCACCGCUUACGACGGUAUCUCCUGAAUCCUGACCCACCUUGUUUGUUCUCAAAUUGAGUGGGACAGGAUGCGGCAAUCGGGUCAGGACCUUUGAUCCGAGUCUCUUGCACUGCGCAAAAGUGUGCGGAUCAAAAUGCGCGGAUCGAAAUCCAGGACGAUGCAGAUGUGACAGAUGUGACCUCCAUCAUAUCCUCCCACACGAACUUUGGACCUAGCACGCAUGCUACUCAGCAGGAUUGAUGAGCGACGUCGACCUCGCCCGAAGGCCAACGUCGAGUCGUGUGUCUCGCAGUGCACGUUAUGCAUAAGUCGUACCACCAAGCGGCGGAUACAGGCAGUUUGUAACACCGGUGGAGCAUAUGGCAGGAGCAGAAAUAAACUGGGCUCGCAUGUUCUGUUCCUCUGCUGCUCGUUGCGCGGCACUAUCGCUGACUCAGAGGUUGCUGUCUCGAGAAACGCUGCGCGUGGAUUAUCAGAUCCUUUGCCUCUCUGGUGCUUCGAAUUACGACGGUGGUGAUACAGAGCACUCGGGUGGCAUGUGCUGGUCGACGGGAACUCCGGCUCGCUUGAGGCUCUCGCCCGCUGCUCACCGUGUUAUCUGACCUCAUGGCAGAUGCUUCCGUCCUGAAAAGAACACCGCGCCGUUCAUUCAGCCCAGCUUUCCACCGGCAUGAUUGGCUUCACUUGAGUUGUCGCGGGGGAGACGGCUAGUACAUCACCAUGUGGGCGCAGGAAGAAAGUGAAGAUUGUGCAAUCUACCUGUCACGAACCAUCAAGUGCGUCGGCCAUCGUGAUCACGACAAGACACCUUAGAAGCAGCUCCGCACAAGCUAUGCCCCCGCGCUGGUAUCAAAAGCCUGUGUCAGGCGAACGGAGCACCGGUCAGCACUUGCAUCGCACUGUCCACUUCUUCGACUUCGAGACCGUCCGCCUCCCGAUGUUCAACAAAAGCGCCCUCCUCCUCGCCGUCUCGCUGGCCCUCUCGGUCUGCGCCGUCCCAUCCCCGGCGCCCGAGGGAAUCGCCAUCCCCAUCCGAGCCCGCGACGCGCUGACGACCGCCGAUGGUGUGUUCGACCACGACAAGGCCAUCGCGGAGACUGUCAAGACGAUCAACAAGCACCGCCAGAACCUGAUCAACUUGAAGAACAACAAGGGUGAAGGGUCAUUCAACCCGGGUGCUGAGAUCAAGAGCAUCGCGACUGUCCCUGCUGCCGUGCAGGCUCGGAUGGAGAGCCGCAACGAGAAGCGCCAGAGCUUGACACUCACGGAUCAGUCGGAGCAAGAGUGGACUGGCAGUGUAUCAAUCGGCACGCCCGCGACCCGUUUCGUCAUCGACUUUGACACUGGAUCUUCCGACCUCUGGGUGCCCUCGUCCGCUUGUCGCUCCAGCUGCUCUGGCAAAACCAAGUACAGCCCGAGUGGCUCGUCGACGUCUGCUUCCAAGUCUGGUUCGUUCUCCAUCCAGUACGGCGACGGAUCGACUGUCUCCGGGCCCAUCUACACCGACACUGUCUCCGUUGCGGGUGUGUCGGUCACCAAGCAAUACCUGGCCGGUGUGACAACCCUCUCCUCGGAGUUCACCACCGAUCCCGCCGACGGCCUGCUCGGUCUUGCGUUCCCGGCUAUCUCCAACCUCGGCCACAACCCGUAUUUCCAGACAGCCAUCAGCGAAGGUGCUGUCUCUGCCAACCGGUUCGGCUUCUACCUGGCCAGCUCGGGCUCAUCGCUCUACAUCGGUGGAACCGACACCCGCAAGUACACCGGCGCCAUUGAGUACAACGACAUCACCUCGUCGUCCGGAUUCUGGCAGGUCACCGGCGCGUCCGUCAAGGUGGGCAGCAGCACUGUUGUGUCGAAUUUGCAGACCAUUGUGGACUCGGGAACCACCAUCAUGUACGGCCCGCCCGCGCUCGUCAAGCAGAUCUUCGCCCAAGUCCCGGGAGCGAAGUUGUACGAUUCCACCAACGGAUACUACUCGUACCCGUGCUCCACUCCCCCCAAGAUUUCGAUCAACUACGGGGGCAAAGACUGGACGAUCUCCUCUGCGAACUUGAACCUCGGCCGCACGUCGUCCGGCUCAAGCUCGUGUGUGUCUUCGCUGGCUGCUCAGGAUCUCGGAUUGGGAUCGCGUGUGUUCCUUCUCGGUGACUCGUUCAUGAAGAACCAGUACACCGUGUUUGACGUCGAUCGCAAUGCAGUUGGAUUCGCCUCUCUUUAGACUAUCCAACCAACUAGCUAGAAAAUAUAUUCCGCGGACCGGACUUUCAUUCCUGGAAACCAUGGCCUUAAAUUGAUUCCCGCUGGUAAUUGAUAAUACGCAACUCGGUGUCAUCGUUACCUCCGUCCGUCGCAUUGAUGACUUAUUGUGAGGUGGGAACUUAGGGCUUGUGA
This is a messenger RNA of Mycena citricolor, 2825 nucleotides long. The record is from the annotation of a GenBank genome assembly. Lineage: Eukaryota; Fungi; Basidiomycota; Agaricomycetes; Agaricales; Mycenaceae.